This is a messenger RNA of Styela clava, 1035 nucleotides long. NCBI's taxonomy places the organism in Eukaryota, Metazoa, Chordata, Ascidiacea, Stolidobranchia, Styelidae. The record is from RefSeq and is a predicted model, not a curated record.
GGAGUAUUUGGUUGUAUUAAGGCGGCAUUAGUUAGCACAAUAAAUUAAAACCAAUAUUAUAGAUAUCAUGUUUUCAAGGGAGUCCGAAAAUGACAUGGAAUUACUGAGAGCACGCUAUCUGGCAGGUUGCAGGACAUCGAUGGUCAUACGAUUUGUCAGAGUUGUUACACCUUUGAUUGUCCUUGCAUUCUUACUGGGAAGUACGAUGCAGUUCAUAUCACAUAAUAACGAAAUAAUGCUCAGGUAUGAAAAAGAUAUUCAAGUACUGAGAGCAGCAAUUAAAGACAGAGAUGUAGCUGAACAUAGAAUAAAGCGUGAAAUUGCUGAUUCCAUUAAAUCACAUAUGGCAUCGCACGUAAUUACGAAGAGAUCAAACAGAAAUUCCUCAAAUGGAGGAAAAGAAUACUUAGAACGCAAAAAUGCUGGAGGAAUAACUUAUUUGAGAUGGGGAAGAAGAGAUUGCCCAAAUCAAGGGAUCACAAGAUUUGUCUAUUCUGGAUAUAUGGCAGCAAGUCAUUACACUCAUACUGGAAGUGGAGCAAAUUACAUGUGUCUUCACCAUAACGUUUCUUACACUCCAGGAAAAUAUGUUGAGGGAACUCAAGGAAGUUCUGCGGUUUAUGGAGUCGAAUUCCGAGACGGUGCUUGGAUGUAUCAAUUAUUUGAUUUGACGUUGACUGAAACAAAUUCAUUGCAAUUUCAUUCUGUACCAUGUGCUAUGUGCAUGGCAGAAGCUCGAGUAUCAAAGAUGAUGAUUCCUGGGAGAGACGAUUGUCCCAAAGGUUGGCACAGAGAAUAUGUGGGAUAUAUAAUGUCUAGCGGUCACAGUGACAAGCACUCGACUGAGUUCAUUUGUGUAGACGAAAGACCUCAAAUUGUUCCGGGCACGAUAGGAGAUCAGAAAGGAGGAUCCCUGCAGAUGGUUGAAGUUCAGUGUCCUUCACUACUUUGUGAACCCUUUGUAGCAGGCAGAGAGUUGAGAUGUGUAGUCUGUACACUUUGAUAUUGUUUUAAUAAGAAAAGUUAAAUAAAAUA